Messenger RNA from Gadus morhua (Atlantic cod), 2332 nucleotides. It is a transcript of the gene ythdf2, whose product is annotated as YTH N6-methyladenosine RNA binding protein F2. Gene Ontology annotation, biological process: mRNA destabilization. Gene Ontology annotation, molecular function: mRNA binding; N6-methyladenosine-containing RNA reader activity. The record is from RefSeq and is a predicted model, not a curated record. Lineage: Eukaryota; Metazoa; Chordata; Actinopteri; Gadiformes; Gadidae. Gene Ontology annotation, cellular component: cytoplasm.
AAGGCCGCCCAGCCAUGUUGAGAAGUCUGUCAGCCCUGAGAACGAUGCGAACUGCAGCCCGCCAUUGUGUUGAAACCAGGCCUCUACGGAGAGAUAGGGGCACUUGGCUAAACUAUUUAGUAGCUUGACAUUUUCUUUCACCCUGUAGCUUUUGUUUUAGAAACAAAUAUAGUUGGCAUAGGUUCCAGGGGAAAGGAAAUGUCAGCCCACAGCCGCAUUGAACAGAGACCGAAAGGCCAAUCAAGUAAAGUGCAAAACGGAGCUGUGACCCAAAAGGAUUCUUUGAAUGAUGAUGAGUUUGAGCCGUACCUGAACACUCAGGCCAGACAGAGCAAUGCCUAUACGGCCAUGUCGGACUCGUACAUGCCAAGCUACUACAGCCCCUCCAUAGGAUUUUCCUUCCUGAAUGAGGCAGCGUGGUCAACUGGUGGGGACCCACCUAUGCCUUACCUGGCCUCCUAUGGACAGCUAAGCAAUGGGGAGCCCCACUAUCUCCCGGACGCUAUGUUUGGCCAGCCAGGGCCCUUGGGGAGCAACCCUUUCCUGUCCCAGCAUGGCUUUAACUUUUUCCCCAGUGGCAUCGACUUCUCUGCGUGGGGCAGUAGCAGUUCUCAGGGACAGUCGGGGACCCCGCAGAGUGCCGGCUACAGCAGCAGUUACGCCUAUGCCCCAGCCGCUCGGGGAGCCAUGAUCGAUGGACAGUCCCCCUUACCUGCCGCUAAUGAGCCCCUCAACAAAGCGCCUGGCAUGAAUUGCCUGGACCAGGGCAUGGCGGGCCUUAAGAUCGGUGGAGCCGCCCCCGGUGGCAGUGGGGAGAUGGCUCCCAAAGUGGUCGGCUCGGGAUUACCUGGUGGAGGACCUCUUGGCCCGUCUCAAUCCGUAGGACCCCCAAUCAUGCCCCCCAUCGCUGUUGUCCCAGCUAAACCUGCCUCCUGGGCGGACAUUGCCAGCAAGCCAGCAAAGCCUCAGCCCAAACUGAAAACCAAGGGUGGCAUGGCGGGGGCCAACCCCCCUCCACCCAUCAAACACAACAUGGACAUCGGCACUUGGGAUAACAAGGGUAACAUGCCCAAAGCCACCGCCCCGCAGCAGGCGCUCCCCAUUCCAACCAACGGGCAGCCGCCCCACCUGUCCUCCCCCCAGCCCGGAGCUACCGCUGGGGGGAACCCUCAACUGCCCCUGAGCAAUGGACAGUUGGGCCCCCCGGUUGGUCAGAUGGGGCAGCAUCAACUGCCAUCCAAUGGGCAGCAAGGAAUGGCUCAGAUGCCCCCUCCUUCUCUCUCCCAGGGUCUGCCCGCUCCCCCUUCCCAGCAGCAGCAGCAGCAGCAGCAGCCCCAACCCACCCGCUGGGUUCCUCCACGGAACCGGGCCAACGGGUUUGCGGACGGUGGGGGCGUGGCGGGCCAAUCACCGCCCGCCGCAUCCGGCGUGGGACCGGUUCCCGGAGUCCCCUCUGAGCCUCACCCGGUCUUGGAGAAGUUGCGGAUGGUCAACAACUACAACCCCAAGGACUUUGACUGGAACCCCAAGCAGGGCCGCGUGUUCAUCAAGAGUUACUCUGAGGACGACAUCCACCGCUCCAUCAAGUACAACAUCUGGUGCAGCACGGAGCACGGCAACAAGCGGCUGGACGGCGCCUACCGGUCGGUGAGGCGCCAAGGGCCCGCUCUAUCUCCCUGUUUCAGUGUCAACGGCAGCGGACACUUCUGUGGCGUGGCGGAGAUGCGCUCUCCCGUGGACUAUAACACCUGCGCCGGCGUGUGGUCGCAGGACAAGUGGAAGGGUCGCUUCGACGUCCGCUGGGUCUUUGUCAAGGACGUUCCCAACAGCCAGCUGAGGCACAUCCGGCUGGAGAACAACGAGAACAAGCCGGUCACCAACUCCCGCGACACGCAGGAGGUGCCCCUGGACAAGGCCCGGCAGGUGCUAAAGAUCAUCGCCGGGUACAAACACACCACCUCCAUCUUCGAUGACUUUUCUCACUACGAGAAGAGGCAGGAGGAAGAGGAAUGUGUCAAAAAGGUGGAGGUCCAGGGCACUGAGCCGUACCCCAGCAACCCAAGCAACAGAAGUCACUACAGACUUCAGGAGCGUCAAGGAAGAGUCAAGUAACUUUGGGCAAAAGGACUGCAAUGCCCCCUCCCUCCCUGUUGACCCCCUCUCUGCCCCUGUCCACCCCAUCUCAUCCAGAUCUCUAAGAAAUUAUAAUGGGGGUGAAGAAUUAACCAAGGACACACAAAAAAAAAAACGUAAUGAAGACUUUCUUGAUUUUCUUUGACUUUAAAGACUUACUUGGAACUUGUAGUAAAAAGAAAAUGAUUAUUCAUAGGAC